AUGCAGGUCUUUAUCUGUCUACUUCUGGUAAGCUUUAUUUCUGCUCAAUACAGUGCUAAUCUAACAAAUUAUGCAAUUAUUGCUGCUACAACCGUUGCGUCAGCGGGAAGUACGUAUGUCAUAGGAGACGUAGCCAUUUCGCCGGGAACAUCGAAUACAGGACUAGUACAAGGUUGGAAUGUCAUUGGCAGCAUACGUAUCACUGAUCCAGCGGCAAUACAAGCUCAACAAGAUUUAAAUAUAGCAUUUAAUGUUCUGGGUAAUCUGACCGCUAGUCCAACUCUAACGGGGACAGAUUUGGCUACGCUGAUAUUGAAUCCAGGUGUUUACAAUUUUACAACGUCAGCCAUUACCCUUACCGGUAAUCUAACAUUAAAUGGUACCGGUCCGUUUGUCUUUCAAAUCAGUACGACAUUCAUAACAUCGAAUAACUGUCACAUUAUCUUACUGAAUGGCGCAACUGCGUCUCAUAUCUAUUUUCAAGUUGGCUCAAGUAUUACAAUCGGAACUGGAUGUAUAAUAAACGGAUUAUUGCUCGCUGGCACAAGUAUAACAGUUAAUGGUGCCACUGUGAAUGGCGGUUUGUAUGCGAAAGAUGCCGCUGUAACAAUAACACAAUCAUCCAUUAUCUUGGCCGUUACACCAUAUUGUUAUAUAGGACCAACGGUCGUAACAGCACCUGAUUAUACCACUUGCAGCACGGUUCAUCAUUCAGCUGGUAGUCAUCGUGUUAACAUUAUCCAUUUCGUUCUUUUAGCUCUUGCUAUAGCUUUUAGUACAAUAACUGUUUGA
Messenger RNA from Didymodactylos carnosus, 792 nucleotides. The record is from the annotation of a GenBank genome assembly. NCBI's taxonomy places the organism in Eukaryota, Metazoa, Rotifera, Eurotatoria, Philodinida, Philodinidae.